Molecule: messenger RNA, 1577 nt
Organism: Drosophila ananassae
Lineage: Eukaryota; Metazoa; Arthropoda; Insecta; Diptera; Drosophilidae
Product: prolyl 4-hydroxylase subunit alpha-1
Exons: 8
Coding region: 8-1474 (488 amino acids)
Biological process (GO): peptidyl-proline hydroxylation to 4-hydroxy-L-proline
Cellular component (GO): endoplasmic reticulum
Molecular function (GO): protein binding; procollagen-proline 4-dioxygenase activity; iron ion binding
Source: RefSeq, a predicted model, not a curated record
AUGAUGUAUGCAUUCAGUUUCUGCAAUGAACCCCAGCUGGUUGAUUUUUCUUUUCGGCUUGGCGACUGCAUUAAAGAAAAUGCGCUUUGCCACAUCGACACACGAAAUGGCGAAGCUGCUGCAACUCGAAGACGAUUUAAUCCUGGAUAUGAGGCAAUAUGUGGAAGCCCUUCAGCUUAAAAUUAAUACAAUGAGAUUGUUUCAAAAAGAAUGGGAGAAUCGACUAGAUCAGGCAGACGAAAAUCCAACAACUCAUGUUGCGAAUCCACUCGUAAGUUUUCCUCUCGUUCGACGAAUGCAUAUGGACACCCCAAAGUUGUUUAAAUUUGCUAGAGAGGAUGUAAGCUAUGAGAAAUUUUUGGGCCAUAAUUUGGACCAUAUUAAUUUAAUGGAACUUCAAGAAGCUGCUGAUGGGUUUUUCCAAUUUCUCAACAUUUAUAGCCUAAAUGAAAAUGAGGUGGCUAAUGGAAAAUUAUAUGGCAAGCAGUAUAAUGUUAGAUUAAGUGCAGCCGAUUGCUUUGCUUUGGGAAACCACUUGGAGCGCCUCAAACUAGGCAACCAGGCUGUCAAAUGGUUUAAUAUAUCCCUUGAGCAGUAUGACGAUAGUUUGGAUCCUGUCUAUAAGAUAUUAGAAUCAAGUCGUUCUCAAAUUUGGCAGUAUAUGGGACUAACGUUAGUAAAAAUGCAAAAACUGCCAGAGUCACAUGCAGCUUUCAAAAAAUCCUUAGAACUAACCGCAGAAGAUGAUCACGUCUGGUCGGUUAACCACUUGGCUAAUAAUUUGGGCCACAUGUUUAUUCAUUUGGAGACGUGUCGUGGUAGGAAUACGGUUCCAAAAAAAUUUUAUUUGCGUUGCCGCUACUUCACAGAAGGAGACCCUUUCCUUCAAUUGGCUCCUCUUAAGCUAGAGCAGCUUAAUCUGGAUCCUUUUAUUGGGAUUUUUCAUGAUGUAAUUUCCAUAGGCGAGCAGAAGAAUUUAAUUAAUCUUACAAGAAAUCGAUUAAGACUACAAAAUCCGCAAAGAGCGGUUAUGGAAGCCGAAGUUGAAUUGAAUGCUUCGAAAGAGGUUGAAAGGAUUCAUCGAAGGAUUGAGGACAUGACUGGACUUAAUUUGGAAGAAAGUCCGCCACUGACUAUCUUAAAUUAUGGUAUAGGAGGUCAGCACCCUAUUCAUUUGGAUUGUGAGCAAUUUAUGGAUUUCGGAGAGCCCCAACCCCAAUCGUAUACUUCGGCCAAGGUUCUAUUUUAUCUGAGUGAUGUGCAAAUGGGCGGUUAUGCCUCCUUUCCGGAACUUGGCUUUGGCUUCAAGCCCUCUAGAGGUUCCGCUUUGGUAGUUCACAACAUGGAUAACGCUGCUAAUUGCGACAUUCGCAGCUUGCAGGCUACCUGUCCUGUGCUUCUUGGAACCCACUGGGUGGCCAGCAAGUGGAUCAGUGGGUCAGGACAAUGGCGCAGGAAGCCCUGUCGGAUGUAAAGAUAAAUGCGAUUUUCCAUUUGGUUUUUCUUUUUCCACUUUGCGAUAAUUUAUUCAAUAAUUUUGUCGGUAUUUAUAUUAUGAUAAUAAAUUUUAUGCACUA